Asparagus officinalis (garden asparagus) is the source of this 1453-nucleotide messenger RNA. RefSeq names its product inner membrane protein PPF-1, chloroplastic-like. The transcript has 11 exons. The coding region runs from base 13 to 1137 and encodes 374 amino acids. Gene Ontology annotation, biological process: thylakoid membrane organization; protein localization to chloroplast; protein insertion into membrane. NCBI's taxonomy places the organism in Eukaryota, Viridiplantae, Streptophyta, Magnoliopsida, Asparagales, Asparagaceae. Gene Ontology annotation, cellular component: chloroplast thylakoid membrane. Gene Ontology annotation, molecular function: membrane insertase activity. The record is from RefSeq and is a predicted model, not a curated record.
ACACGAUCGCUGAUGCUGCGGUUGCUGUGGAUCCAGCGGCGGGCUCGGACGCGGGGGGGGUCGACGGCGCAGAAGAGUGGAGGCUGGUUCGGGUUUAUAUCCGAUGCUAUGGAAGUGGUCCUAAAGGUGCUAAAGGACGGACUUCAAGCUAUACAUGUGCCUUAUGCUUAUGGGUUUGCAAUCAUUUUGCUGACUGUCAUUGUUAAGGUGGCAACCCUCCCUUUGACGAAAAAGCAGGUUGAGUCGACGUUGGCAAUGCAAAAUUUACAGCCCAAGCUCAAGGCAAUACAAGAAAGAUACAAAGGCAAUCAGGAAAGAAUACAGCUUGAGACUGCACGUUUAUAUAAACAAGCUGGGGUGAAUCCGUUAGCAGGAUGUUUUCCAACUUUGGCUACAAUACCUGUGUGGAUAGGACUGUACCAAGCUCUUUCAAAUGUUGCCAACGAGGGUCUCCUAACAGAAGGAUUUUUUUGGAUUCCAUCACUGGCGGGUCCAACAACAAUUGCUGCUCGACAAACUGGGUCUGGCAUUUCCUGGCUAUUCCCUUUUGUGGAUGGACAUCCACCUUUAGGAUGGUCCGAUACAGCAGCAUACCUUGUUCUACCUGUACUACUUGUUGUUUCACAGUUCGUUUCAAUGGAGAUCAUGAAGCCACCUCAGAGUGAUGAUCCAGCUGCAAAGAACUCUCAACUCAUAUUCAAGUUUCUUCCUCUAAUGAUUGGUUACUUUUCAUUAUCAGUCCCGUCAGGAUUAUCAAUUUACUGGUUUACAAACAACAUUCUCAGUACAGCACAACAAAUAUGGUUAAGGAAAUUAGGUGGUGCAAAGCCUGCUAUUAGUGCAGAUGGAGGUGGAAUCAUUAGUGCUGGUCAAGCAAAACGGUCUAAUUCUCAGCCAGCACGAAGUGGUGAAAGGUUUAAGCAAUUGAAAGCAGAAGAAAAUAAGAUAAAGGUGAACAAAGCCUUGCCAGCAGAGGUUGAGGUUUUGGCUUCUACAGCAGAUUCUGAUGAUAAUUCAGAUGGAGAGUCAAAGGAGGAACUAGAAGAAGCCUAUGCUUCUAGUAACAGCAAGCAGCUUCCACAAUAUACUGGACCGAGAAAAGGCAAGAGAUCAAAGAGGAAGAGAACGGUACAGUGAUGUAGAGAUCUCUAUACCGCACAAACGCAACAUCCUGAGUCGCUCAUGUCUCAUUCAGCUGUAUAUCAAAUCUCUGUAUCAUGGCCAUUUUUACUCCAGGCUAAUUUUUAUUGUAAGCAAUUCAACGAGAUCCUCAAUCAGCUAAUCAAAAUAGUAAAGGCUGAAGAAGUAAAAUCUAUCAUGUAACAUGGUUUAGAUCGGUGAAAUCAUUCCUUGCUUCUUUCUGUGUAUCUUGUUCGAUAUAUAAUUUGUUAGGAUCUGUACGUACUAAGGAAUUCCCUUUCUUAUUAUUAUUAUCGAUGUAUUGAUUGAUUCC